AAAUUGUUUGAAAAGAGAUUUCAGCAUGAAUUGCUCCACUUUCCCCUCUCUUUUGCUGGCACUGGUUCAACUUCGACUUUGUUCUCCAACCACACAGAACUUCAGUGCUCAAAACACAGAUCAGUCUUACACAACAAUUCAGAGAGUGAAGCGUGGCUGGGUAUGGGAGCCACUUUUUGUAACUGAGGAAGAGACUUCAACGAUGCCUAUGUAUGUUGGACAGCUGAAAUCAGAUUUAGACAAGGAGGAUGGCAGCCUACAAUAUAUUUUGACUGGGGAGGGAGCUGACAGCAUUUUUUUCAUCAAUGAACAUGGCAAAAUUUAUGUGAGACAAAAGCUGGAUAGAGAAAAGAAAUCCUUCUAUAUUCUUAGAGCACAAGUAAUCAAUAGGAAGACUCGUCUUCCUAUUGAACCUGAUUCAGAAUUUAUUAUCAAAGUUCGAGAUAUCAAUGAUCAUGAACCACAAUUCUUAGAUGGACCUUAUGUGGCUACUGUUCCAGAGAUGUCACCUGAAGGUACUUCUGUUACACAGGUAACAGCUACAGAUGGUGAUGAUUCUUCUUAUGGGAAUAAUGCCCGGCUUCUUUACAGUCUCGUUCAGGGUCAGCCUUAUUUCUCUGUGGAGCCAAAGACAGGAGUCAUCAGAAUGGCUUCCCAAAUGGACAGAGAAACAAAAGAUCAGUAUUUGGUUGUCAUCCAAGCCAAAGAUAUGGUUGGACAAGCAGGAGCAUUUUCAGCAACGGCCACUGUUACCAUCAACCUCUCUGACGUCAAUGACAAUCCACCCAAAUUUCAGCAGAGACUCUACUAUAUGAAUGUCUCCGAGGAAGCUCCUGUGGGCACUACUGUAGGCAGACUCCUGGCAGAAGACAGCGACAUAGGGAAGAAUGCAGCCAUGAACUAUUUCAUUGAAGGAGAUAGUUCAGAUGUUUUUGGCAUCAUUACUGACAGGGAGACUCAGGAAGGAAUUAUCUUACUAAAAAAGAGAGUGGAUUAUGAGAGCAAGAGGAAACACAGUGUUAGAGUAAAAGCUGUAAAUAGGUACAUAGAUGAUCGUUUCCUGAAAGAAGGACCAUUUGAAGAUGUAACUAUUGUACAAAUCAGUGUGGUAGAUGCUGAUGAAUCUCCAGUUUUCACUUUGGAGAGCUAUGUGAUGGAGAUUGCUGAAGGAGCUGUAAGUGGCUCAUUGGUUGGAAUUGUAUCUGCAAGAGAUCUGGACAAUGAUGACAGCCCAGUCAGGUAUUCUAUUGUCCAAGGCAUGCAUUUAAAGAGAUUGUUUAGCAUCAAUGAACACAAUGGAACAAUCAUUACUACUGAACCUCUGGACCGAGAGAAAACGUCUUGGCACAACAUAACUGUUACAGCCACAGAAACUAGAAAUCCUGAAAAAAUUUCAGAAGCAAAUGUAUAUAUCCAAGUUCUUGAUGUAAAUGACCAUGCACCAGAAUUUCCUAAGUAUUAUGAAACAUUUGUUUGUGAAAAUGCAGUACCAGGUCAGCUAAUUCAGAGCAUCAGCGCAGUGGAUAAAGAUGACUCAGAAGAAAGUCACCAAUUUUACUUCUCAUUGGCUCAGGAGGCCACAAACAACUCGCAUUUUACUGUCAAAGAUAAUCAAGAUAACACAGCUGGAAUUUUCACAGCAGUAAGUGGCUUCAGUAGACAAGAGCAGUUUUAUUUCUUCUUGCCAAUCUUAAUUCUGGAUAAUGGAUCUCCACCACUUACAAGCACAAAUACACUCACUGUCACUGUCUGUGACUGUGAUACUGAAGUGAACACCUUAUACUGUCGUUAUGGAGCUUUCCUGUAUUCCAUAGGCCUCAGCACAGAAGCUUUAGUUGCUGUUUUGGCUUGCCUACUAAUACUCCUGGUGUUCUUUUUGGCGAUUAUAGGCAUAAGACAGCAGAGGAAGAAGACUCUCUUUCCAGAGAAAGUGGAAGAAUUCAGAGAGAACAUUGUCAGGUAUGAUGAUGAAGGAGGUGGUGAGGAAGACACAGAAGCUUUUGAUAUUUCAGCACUGAGGACACGUACUGUCUUGAGAACACACAAACCUCGAAAGAAAGUCACCACAGAAAUCCACAGCCUCUACAGACAGUCUCUGCAGGUUGGUCCUGACAGUGCUAUUUUCAGGCAAUUCAUUUCAGAAAAGCUUGAAGAAGCCAAUACAGACCCUAGUGCUCCUCCAUAUGACUCACUUCAGACAUACGCAUUUGAGGGGACUGGCUCUUUAGCAGGAUCUCUCAGCUCCUUAGGGUCAAAUAUGUCAGAUGUGGAUCAAAAUUAUGACUACCUUUUAGGCUGGGGACCUCACUUUAAACAGCUUGCAGGCAUGUAUGCUUCCCAAAGGAGUACUAGAGAUUAGUUAUUGUUUGAUCACUUAUUUUUUCCAUAAAUUCUCAACAACCAAAAUCAACUCAGUUUUUAAAAAGGAGGUCAUACCACAUUCAAGCAUAAAAAUAAAGACCUAAGUCUUGGAUGUGGAGAUUUUCUGAAAAAUCAUACCAGGCCUAUCAUUAUUUGAGAGGAUGGGCAUUCUCCAUUUGGGAAAAGAAAAGAAAAG
Phasianus colchicus (ring-necked pheasant) is the source of this 2557-nucleotide messenger RNA. RefSeq names its product cadherin 19 (gene CDH19). Gene Ontology annotation, biological process: cell-cell junction assembly; cell migration; multicellular organism development. The record is from RefSeq and is a predicted model, not a curated record. Gene Ontology annotation, cellular component: catenin complex; adherens junction; plasma membrane. Gene Ontology annotation, molecular function: beta-catenin binding; calcium ion binding; cadherin binding. NCBI's taxonomy places the organism in Eukaryota, Metazoa, Chordata, Aves, Galliformes, Phasianidae.